AUGACCCCUCCCUCAGCAGUCCUGCACCGCCACCUCCACCGUGUGCCGUACCUGGCGUCGUCUGGCAAGGGGAGCUACAUCACCCUCGAAGACGGCAGGCGCAUUCUCGAUGCCACCGGCGGUGCAGCCGUCUCAUGUCUGGGCCAUGGCCAUGAAUCAGUCACCCAGGCAAUGGUAUCUCAAAUAACCCAACUAUCCUACUGCCACACCGCGUUCUUCUCCAUCAAGCCAUUCGAAGAGCUCGCCGCCUUCCUCAGAGACUCGACCGGUGGCCGGAUGAGCAAAGUAUACAUCGUAGGAUCCGGCUCCGAAGCAAUGGAAGCCGCAAUGAAACUCGCAAGACAGUACUACCUCGAGCUCGACAACCCGCAGUCUCAACGCACAAGAUUCAUUGCGCGGAAACAAUCUUAUCAUGGCAUCACCCUCGGCGCUCUCUCCAUGGGCGGUCAUACAUUCAGACGCCAGCCAUUCGAGCCCAUUCUUCUCCCCAACGUCUCCCAUGUGUCUCCCUGUAACGCUUACCGGGGCCGGAGAGACGGUGAAUCAGACGCUGACUAUGUUGCACGUCUGGCUGAUGAGCUCGAUGGUGAGUUCAGGCGUCUCGGGCCAGAGACUGUUUGUGCCUUUGUUGCUGAACCUGUGGUUGGCGCGGCCUUGGGAUGCGUACCGUCAGUUCCUGGGUACUUGACCGCCAUGAAAUCCGUUUGUGACAAGUAUGGCGCGCUAUUCAUUCUGGACGAAGUAAUGUCUGGCAUGGGGCGGUGCGGGACUCUUCACACAUGGGAGCAGGAAGAUGUGGUCCCGGACAUGCAGACGAUUGGCAAGGGUCUAGGAGGCGGCUAUGCGCCGGUUGCCGGUUUACUGAUUGGCGAGAAGAUUGUCAAUGCGCUGGACAAAGGCACUGGUAGUUUCAGACACGGCCAUACUUAUCAGGGCCACCCGGUGUCUUCGGCGGCAGCGUUGGCGGUCCAGAAAGUCAUUCAGGGGGAGAAUCUACUUGAGAACGUUAGAAAGAUGGGCGACGUCUUGCAAAGUGAGCUGAAAAUGCGGUUAUCCAGCCAUCCGCAUGUAGGAGAUAUUCGCGGGAAGGGCCUUUUUUGGGGAAUUGAAUUUGUCAAAAAUAAAAUCACCAAAGAACCAUUCGAUCCUAGCCUAGGCAUUGGAUACAAAAUCCAAGAUAAAGGACUAACUCCUCCGUAUGGUAUCUCGAUAUACGGAGGACAGGGAACAGCAGACGGAAUCCAAGGUGAUCACGUCUUGCUUGCACCGCCGUAUAAUACCACCAAGGAAGAGAUAGUGCUAAUAGCGGAGCUUGUGCAAAGGGUUGUUGAGGAUACGUUUACUGAGGUUGAAGGUUUGUCUGGUUGA
Molecule: messenger RNA, 1368 nt
Organism: Talaromyces proteolyticus
Lineage: Eukaryota; Fungi; Ascomycota; Eurotiomycetes; Eurotiales; Trichocomaceae
Product: aminotransferase, class III
Exons: 4
Coding region: 1-1368 (455 amino acids)
Cellular component (GO): cytosol
Molecular function (GO): transaminase activity; pyridoxal phosphate binding
Source: RefSeq, a predicted model, not a curated record